AUGCUUUCCACGGUGCCAAGCUCACCGACAUCCCGGAUGAGCACCUCACUUCGAUCCUGCUGCGUUGAUCUUUCCUCGUACGAGGUGGUUACAUAUCAGGAGAAAAAAAACAAUGGGUCGCUAACGGGUAAAUCUCUUCUUUCCAACAAACAGCCCGUGGCAAAGAAGAUUGCCAUCGCCAGCGGUGCGGAGAACUUCAACGUGUUGCAGAACAACGGCCGCGCGGCACACCAGAUGGUUGACCAUGUUCACUUCCACGUGAUUCCCAAACCCAACGAAAAGGAGGGUCUCGGUAUCGGCUGGCCUGCCCAGGCGACGGACAUGGAGAAGCUCAAGGCUCUGCACGAGGAACUCAAGGCCAAAUUGGCGUAA
Molecule: messenger RNA, 372 nt
Organism: Rasamsonia emersonii CBS 393.64
Lineage: Eukaryota; Fungi; Ascomycota; Eurotiomycetes; Eurotiales; Trichocomaceae
Product: HIT domain protein
Exons: 5
Coding region: 1-372 (123 amino acids)
Biological process (GO): nucleotide metabolic process
Molecular function (GO): catalytic activity
Source: RefSeq, a predicted model, not a curated record